AUGACCUUCACUGCCACCAGCAGACAAUUGUUCAGUCGCUUGAAGUCGCGAGUCAUGGCUCAGACGGAACGUUUGCGGCUGUCGCAGCCUGAUCCGAACAUUAUCUCGUCUUUCGCAUGGAUCUCACAAUUCACCGCACUGGCCGUCUCCGACUGCCAGGCCAGGGGGCGUGAGCCCGGGGCUUUAAAGGUGAUUUGA
Messenger RNA from Symbiodinium sp. CCMP2456, 198 nucleotides. Lineage: Eukaryota; Dinophyceae; Suessiales; Symbiodiniaceae. The record is from the annotation of a GenBank genome assembly.